This is a messenger RNA of Ceutorhynchus assimilis (cabbage seed weevil), 3066 nucleotides long. Lineage: Eukaryota; Metazoa; Arthropoda; Insecta; Coleoptera; Curculionidae. The record is from the annotation of a GenBank genome assembly.
AAUUGAUCGUGAUUAAUUUUUGCUGGAAGGUAGCAUUUCUGUUUCAUCGUCCAUCGGAACCAGUAAUAAUUAUGGAUGCCACUACCACUACAACAUUUAAAUCCAUUUUGCUCAUAACAACCCUUCUAUUAGGGCUCGCCUCAUACUCAGAAACAGCCCCAAUAAUCGUCCAUUCUGCUCCAGUGACUUACCACAGUUCUGAUGUACCCACAAGAGUAUCUCGCCAAUAUCAUAAUGUAGUCCACAACGCGGCUGUGAUUCAGCCAGUGCUCCAUGUGCCCAUUAUCCAGCAUUCUCCUGUGGCUCAUUUCCAUGUACAUGGAUAUGGAUAUUAAUGAUUUUUAAAUCGAUAUGUACGUUGUGUGGCGCCAUCUAAUAUCAGCAAAAUUUCAAAUCGCUUGGGCUUUUUGGUUUAAAAUCAAUAUUCCCAGUCCUCCUUUUACCAAAUCUGCUCUCCUGAUGUGUGGAAAAAUACUUCAAUAAUAUUUAAUAAUCAUUUUACUUGUAAUUUAGUUUUUUUUUUUUUUGAAAAAAUACACAAAAUUAAAUAAAUUUGAAUACAAUUUAAACAAUGUUUAUUUUUUGAAUCAAAAUAUAAAACAGUAUACAAAAGUCUAUAGAGGUGUGACCUGUAGGGGCCUCUGAUGUCCUGAUAAUAUAUUUAUUUAAAUUUAUUUAAAAUCCCAUUCAACGUAUGAUCCCAAAAUAUUUUUGUUAUUUAUUUAUUUUAAUUUGUUUAUAACUGGGAUUUUCCAUACAAUACACAAAAUAUAAACGGUGAAACUCAAAUUCAUUAUAGCAAAGAAAAAAGAAAACUAUUUUUAAAAGAUGCUCAACGAAUUCACAAUAUUUUUAUGGGUUUUUGGUAAGGACAAAAUCAAUUUUUUUUAAAUAAUAAUUAGGUACCAUUAACAAACUUCUCCAACAUUUUUUGUAAUGUUUUCAAUGUUUUUAGUUUUUAGGCAAUGCCUUAAGAUAAUAAAAUUGUUAAUUGUUCCUAUCCUAUAUCCUUCUCACUCUGACAUAUGAUAUUUAGAAAUUUUCCUGUUUCGUGUGAGUUCACUAAUAGUGUUCUGAUACACGUCGAAACAUAUAGCUGUCCUUGUCAUUUGCCUUCACUGAAGAAAGAGAGAGAGACCUUGUGCUCUCAAAAGGAAUAAAGAAUUUAAGCACGCGCAUGCAUAUAACCUAACCUCAAAUCAAAAUAUAUUUUUGGUACGCGUGCUUUCAAGAUAUUCGGGCACGUGGAAUUUAAAAAAUAAAGAAAAAUCAUGGAUAAUACAGUUAAAGAGAAGAAGAAAAAGAAGAGCAAGACUGAUGGUCUUGCCGAAAUUCAAAGGGAAAACACUUUUCAGCUGAAAAGUUCAGAGAAAGCCGCAAAACUAGAUACUUCCCAGUGGCCUCUAUUGCUUAAGAACUUUGAUCGUCUCAAUGUCCGUACGAACCAUUACACUCCAAUACCCUCAGGCGCCAGCCCCUUGAAACGUGAACUAUCAGAAUACAUCAAAUCAGGAUUCAUCAAUUUGGACAAACCCAGUAAUCCGAGCUCGCACGAGGUGGUGGCAUGGAUAAAAAGAAUUCUUAGAGUAGAAAAAACUGGUCAUUCGGGCACUCUUGAUCCGAAAACAACAGGAUGUUUAAUUGUGUGCAUAGAAAGAGCCACCAGAUUGGUCAAAUCACAACAAUCAGCAGGAAAGCAGUAUGUGACGGUUUUCAAGCUCCAUUCUCCUGUAGAAGGUGGCGUACAGAAAAUCAAACAAGGCCUUGAAAGAUUGAAAGGUGCUCUCUUCCAGAGGCCCCCUUUAAUUUCAGCUGUUAAAAGACAGUUGAGAGUAAGGACAGUUUAUGACAGUGUAUUGUGUGAUUUUGAUGAAACCAGGAAUAUAGGUGUAUUUUGGGUAAAAUGUGAGGCCGGAUCUUACAUCAGAACAAUGUGUGUACAUUUGGGAAUGAUUUUAGGAGUUGGUGGUCAAAUGUUGGAAUUGCGCAGAGUCCAAUCGGGAAGUGUCAACGAAUUGGACGAUCCUGCAACUCUUCACGAUAUCUUGGAUGCUCAAUGGAUCUAUGAUAAUCACAAAGACGAGUCGUACCUGAGAAGAGUUAUUAAACCUUUGGAGGCACUGUUGAUUAAUCACAAGAGGAUUAUUUUAAAGGACAGUGCUAUUAAUGCUGUUUGCUAUGGUGCAAAAAUCCUCAUUCCUGGUAUCUUAAGAUACGAAGACAACAUUGAAAUGAAUGAAGAAAUCGUUAUCGUAACAACAAAAGGAGAAGCUGUAGCACUCGCAAUUGCCCUAAUGACUACAGCUACUAUAGCCACCUGCGAUCAUGGAGUAGUAGCUAAAAUUAAAAGGGUUAUCAUGGAAAGAGACACUUACCCUAGAAAAUGGGGUUUGGGUGCAAGAGCCAGUCAAAAAAAGAUUCUCAUUGCCAAAGGAGAAUUGGAUAAAUAUGGAAGGCCUAAUGAGAAUACACCGAAAGCUUGGUUAAAUAGCUACGUGGACUUGGCAGUUAAACCUGAAAUUAAAAAAGAGGUCGAAGAAAGCCAGACAGCUGAAGACUCAAAGAAACGUAAGCAUGAUAUUUCUACUGAGUCUACCGCAGAGGUAACGGAAGCUGAAGAAAAGACUCCUAAAAAGGAGAAGCAUAAGAAAAAGAAGCACAAACAAGACUCCGAAGUUUCGGAAGAUGCUGGUGCCAGCAAGAUUACAGAGGAGAGUGUAACUGAAGGAGAGGUAACCAAGAAAGAGAAAAAGAAGAAGAAAAAGAAAAGUAAAGACCAAGAUGCCGAAGCAGCUGCUUAAAUAGACUUAGACUAUGUUCAAUCAUGUUAAUUUUGACAUCUACAUAUUUUCAUUUUAUUCACUUAAAAGUUGUUUUUUGUAUUGUGUACAACAGUACCUACAUAGAUAUAAGUAUAUUUUUUCAAGGAUUUAAUUAGAUCUUUUGAUGGGUAUUGAAUGAUUUUUUUUUUAAUUCCAAGAUAGUUUUUUUAAGCAUUAUGUGCAACAUUUUUAUUUAAUACAUAACUAUUAAAUUUAUGUAUUGUUUAAAUAAAAUAAAUUGUUC